AUGGAGAUGAAAGAGGAGAAGAGUAACGGUGAUAGCAUGACGGAAAAGCAAGAUCCCUACACCACCGGAUUGCGCUUCAGGCUCCUCUGGCAGUAUGGCCUCGAAGUUUCACGAGCAAUGGAGGGAUUGGGAAGCAGCUGCUGCGUCCUUGAAGUAGAUGUCAAUGGCCAAGAAACUUUCCUGGUGGACAUGGAAGUCGUCUCGUCUUUCUCGGGGAGAUUUGCUAGAUUGUUCGGUGCGAAAUCUAUGAGAAACUCCGGGAAAGUAAAGGUGAUAUUCCAUGAUUUCCCAGGAGAAGCGGAAGGCUUCGAGCUGAUGUCCAUUUUCUGCUACAACAAUGGGAAAGUUCGCAUUACUCCCGAUAACGUAGUUUUACUAAACUUGGUUGCCCACUACAUGCAAAUGGAAGACGAUGAGACGAGCUGUAUGACGCCGAACUUAGUACAUCAGACAGAAACUUCUCUCAGAGGAAUCAGCUACUGGUCUUGGUCCGAGCUCUCGUCGGCUCUGAAGCAGUGCCAAGAUUUGUUCCCUGCGACUGAUUCCUCGUUUGUUAGCCGGAAAAUCACAGAGUCCAUCGCAGAGAGGCUUAGUUUGCCUAACAUUGCGGCUUCAUGUACUUCGUCCUCGGACAGCUCGAGCUACCGACUCUCUAUCGACACACGAAGCACCGAGAGUAGAAGAACUGAUUGUCUGGGUUCGAAGAGCUGGUGGUUUGAGGACCUUGUGAUCCUGAAUGUUGAUUGGAUCAAGAGGAUUGUCAAAAUGAUGCUUUCCGAGGAAUUCAAUCACGCUGUGAUCACUCGGUUCCUAAUCUACUACCAGAAAUCGAGAUUUGUCGGGGCCACUCCAUUCCAGAAAUGCGGAAUCAUAGAAUCUAUUAUCGACCUGUUACCGUUGUUGGACCAGAGCUCUCUUUCUUGGAAGUGUCUAUCUGAGGUUUUUCGGGUGGGUUCAGGAUUAAACAUCAGGACAAGCCAUAGAAUACUGUUGGAGAGACUAAUGGGUUCAAGGCUCGAUCAAGCCUCUCCGGAUCAUCUUCUAUUUCCUUCUCCAAGUGGAAAACGUUAUGCUUAUGAUGUAGAUCUGGUUGUUCGUCUCAUCGAGGCCUUUUUGGGCGAAGGACGCUCUUCAUUAUCCCCGGAUCGACUGAUUAAGGUCGGCCAUUUAUUGGACUCCUUCUUAGUGGAAGUCGCGUCCGAUGUUGACCUAAAGCCUUUGAAGUUCGAAUCUUUAGUCACCAUCCUGCCUGAUGCAGCCAGAAAAUUGCAGGAUCUGCUUUAUCAGUCCAUAGACUUGUAUUUUGAGGUCCACAAUCAUUUAACUGAAGAACAAAAGCUGGGAAUAUACAGAGUACUGAACCAUGAGAAGCUCUCUGCGGCAGCUAGAAAGCAUUUUGCAGAAAACACGAACUUCCCCUCGGACUUCAGAGCAAAUGCGCUGCAACUCUUCAACAAAUCCUCGUAUUACGGCUUGAAAGCUAGAAAAUAUGAGCAGGCCACCGGAGCUCACUUGCAAGGACUCCAUCGGAGGAUUCUGGAGCUAGAGAAACUAUACAAGAUUAUGCAGACCCAGAUGGCAAAUCUGGUGAAACCGCAGAAAAUGAGCGGUCAUAGUUGUGAUUCGUAUUUGCCAAAACUAUGUUCAUCUUAGGAUUUCGUUGCUUUCUAUUAAAUCCCUUUUAUUCUUUCUCUUUUGGGACUACAGUCUUGUGUAAAAUUUUGGGUUAAUUCAUCCCAAUGACCA
Molecule: messenger RNA, 1746 nt
Organism: Punica granatum (pomegranate)
Lineage: Eukaryota; Viridiplantae; Streptophyta; Magnoliopsida; Myrtales; Lythraceae
Source: RefSeq, a predicted model, not a curated record